Messenger RNA from Corylus avellana, 1063 nucleotides. Its product is annotated as glutathione S-transferase zeta class. Gene Ontology annotation, cellular component: cytoplasm. NCBI's taxonomy places the organism in Eukaryota, Viridiplantae, Streptophyta, Magnoliopsida, Fagales, Betulaceae. The record is from RefSeq and is a predicted model, not a curated record. Gene Ontology annotation, molecular function: maleylacetoacetate isomerase activity; glutathione transferase activity. Gene Ontology annotation, biological process: glutathione metabolic process; L-phenylalanine catabolic process.
UAACCCCUUCAAUAUAGUGCGUCAACGCUGGCUAUUUUGUGUUGCGUUGUUUAGGGGAAAGGGAAACCAAAUCAAGAGCUGCAAAAAGGAAUCGCUGAUCGAUUGAAUUAUCCUUCUUUGUUACUUGGAGCGGGUCAUGGCGAGUGGAGGCGGAAAUGGCGAUGGCGAUAAGAAUCAGCUGAAGCUGUAUUCGUACUGGAGGAGUUCUUGCUCCCGCCGUGUUCGUAUUGCCCUCAACUUGAAAGGGCUGAAAUACGAGAACAUAGCAGUUAACUUGGUGAAGGGAGAGCAUUUCAGUCCAGAGUUUUUAAAGCUUAAUCCUCUUGGUUACGUACCGGUGCUCGUGGAUGGAGAUAUUGUACUUUCUGACUCUUUUGCCAUCAUACUGUAUUUAGAAGAGAAAUAUCCUCAGCAUCCAUUGUUGCCUCGAGAUCUUCAGAAAAGAGGCAUCAAUUACCAGGCUGCCAGUAUUGUUUCCUCAAGCAUACAACCUCUUCAAAAUCUAGCUAUACUGAAGUACAUUGAAGAAAAAGUUGGUCCCAAUGAGCAAAUUUCUUGGGCUGAACAGCAUAUUGAAAAAGGCUUUGCAGCACUUGAAAAGCUGUUAAAAGACUAUGCUGGACGAUAUGCAACUGGAGAUGAAGUUUUCAUGGCAGAUUUGUUUCUAGCGCCUCAGCUUGAUGCAGCAACUAAAAGGUUCAACGUGAACAUGACCCAAUUCCCUCUUUUAUCCAGGUUGAAUGAGGCAUACAAUGAAAUACCAGCUUUUCAAGAUGCUAUGCCACAAAAGCAGCCAGAUGCUUCUCCUGCAAGCACUUGUUAAACGAAUUGGUUGAGGAGCAUGAAGUGCCACGUGGUCAAGCUUCAGGAUAGGCAUCUCUGAGCAUGUUUGUAUCGAGGUGUUGAAAUAAAGGUCCUUACAUCAUGGAAUCGUGUGGAAUAAUGUUAAUACAAGUUGAGACUGAAUUGAUACAUACAAUUAACGGUUUUUGGUUUGGCCUGUUUGAAUUUCCUGAAAUUCAUCUUGCUUUAUUCACUAAAGUAGUAGUUAUUUUUGUUGGUA